Syngnathus typhle (broad-nosed pipefish) is the source of this 3352-nucleotide messenger RNA. RefSeq names its product WAS/WASL interacting protein family, member 2a (gene wipf2a). The transcript is spliced from 8 exons. The record is from RefSeq and is a predicted model, not a curated record. The coding region runs from base 652 to 1926 and encodes 424 amino acids. Lineage: Eukaryota; Metazoa; Chordata; Actinopteri; Syngnathiformes; Syngnathidae. Gene Ontology annotation, molecular function: actin binding.
UGUGUAGCUGGCUUGCUUGGGUUCUCUUCGCUUCGCUUCCGGGCUUGCUUAGAAGAAGUCUGCUUCUUGAGAAAGAAAGCGCAGGAGCCCAACUAGCAAAACAGGAUGGCUCCCCAAAGGCCUCGACAGUGCGCCUAAAAUUAAAGACAAACUGUCUCCCCGCAACGUUUGGAUCCAUCGCCGCCUCCGAAAAGGAGGAACACGACGAGUCGUCGCUCAAACUUGUCGCUACUGGCCGCUGACAACUGAACGUAAACAGCUACAUGCUAAGCAGUUAGCUACACUUUAGCACGUUAGCUUCGGAGCUAACCUGCUAACUGCACUCAUAGACGACUUCGGACGAUUAGCCCCUCGGGCUAACCGCCUCUGGACGUGGAGCGCGAAGCUUAGAGGGGCGUCGCUAGCCGGCUAACCUGCUUGCUGGUGCUGGUGUUUUUCCUCCUUGCCCAGUGGCCUCUCACUUCAAUUUCUCUCUCCGUCAAGAACCUAAGGAAGGAUUUGCCACAAAGACAAUCCCCCCCCCAACCCAUGUUGUUUUUGGCGACGCUUCCUUGUCGAGUUUGGGAGUGGGUCCAUAUCACGGCAGCACAGGCACUGAGUCAGUGUCCUUAAGGAAAAAGUCCUAGAAGAAAGUGCCAAUCGAGGGACAGGAUGCCUAUUCCCCCUCCGCCCCCUCCGGGACCCCCGCCUCCCCCCACCUUCCAUCAGGCCAACACCUCUCCUCCCAAGCUGAGCUCGUCCGGAACUAAAGGCAGAGGGGCCCUGCUGUCGGACAUCCACAAGGGGGCCAGGCUGAAGAAAGUGGGCGCGGUCAACGACCGCAGCGCCCCCAUCAUCGAGAAAUCUGGCGGAGGUGGAGGAGGAGGAGGUCCAAUGGGGAUGGGGGGCCUCUUCCAAGGAGGCUUGCCAAAGCUGCGACCAGCUGGAGACGGUUCAAGCGGCGGCUCGGUGGGCAGGUCCGCCCUGAGACCGCCAGGGUCACGGCCCUCGGCGCCCCGCCCUCCAUCGGGCCGCUCGUCAUCGCCGUCACCGCUGGAGCAGCAGCGCUCUCACCGGCCUUCUCUGCCCGACAUCACCCGCCCCCCCAACACCGGCGGAGGCUCGUCUUCAGGCGGCGGCAUGAAGCACAGCACAUCGGCCCCGCCCCCUCCGCCCCCCUUCAACCGGGGUGGCCGCAGCAACGCCCCGCCCGCGCCCAACCUGAAAGUGUCGGCGUCCUCGGCGCAGAAACCCCUGCCGCCCACGCCCAACCGAGGUCCCGCUCCUUCCAACGUGCUCAAAAACGCCCUGUCUUCCAGCCGGCCCCCCACCGGCGGCUCCUCCGCGCCGCCACCACCGCCGCCCUACAGGAUGCACGCGCCACUCUCCAACGGGCCGGCCCAGACGGACGGGGGCGGCGCCCCGGAGCUGCCGCAGAGGCACAACUCUCUGAGCAAGAAGCACACGGCGCAGGGGCGAAACCACGCCCCGCCCCCGCCGCCAUCCUUGUCAGCUUCCCCGCAGGUCAGCCGACCUCCGCCCCCCGCCAGGGAGCCGCCGGGGCGCAGAGCAGCCCCUCAGGCGCCUCUUUCCAACGCCCGCAACGGCAACCGCGACGCCCCUCCGCCGCCCCCGCCGUACCGCGGCCACAGCUCAGCCCCGACGGAGUCGGCGGGCCGGGGGCCCAAACCUCCGCCCCCGUCCUCCUUGCCCUCCCGCACCCUCGGCGGAGCCCCACCGCCGCCACCGCCCAUUCGCAACGGACACUCUACCGGCUCUACCCCCUCCAAGUUCAUCAUGGACGAUUUUGAAUCCAAGUUCAACUUCCACCCCAUGGAGGACCUUCCACCUCCGGAGGAGUAUCGCCAUUUCAACAAGGUCUACCCCAGUCAGAGUGGCAAGGGCAUUUUGCGAGGAGCCCCCCCUGCUCCACCAGUGGGGAGGUGAACGCACGCACCUUAAAGCUCAACACCUGAACCCAGCAGCCAAGCGUCUGGUCUGGUGUUGUGGGGAAAGAGGAGGUCCACUCACUCACACACACACACACACACACACACACGCAUACACACACACUGCACCAGCCAUGUGGACUAGACGAGAAGAGAAGAAACCUCAUGAGACUUUUUGAUGUUUGUGUUUCUUUAACCUUUGAGGACCAAAAAAGAAAAAGUCUUCACAACUGCACAUUCCCGCUUUUGAUACACUUCUUUUUUUUUUUUCUUUCUUUUGUCGGGUGCCAGCAUUGAUCUUGUGGGACACACACACAAGCAUGAACAUGCAUGAAUGUGGGCUCUCUCUUUCUUCCCUUCCUUUCUUUAUUUUUUUUCUGCUGCUUGAUUUUCUCCGUCGCUCCAGGCUGCGCUUGGAACGACCGCAUCCAUGUGCCAAAGGCGGGUGGGGCUUAAAUGAUGGCAGUCCCAAAAGUCAAUUGUUGGAUGCCUCAUCUGCUCGUUGAGUUUCACAUUCCGAAGGGUGUCCAGUCUUUUGGGGGGGAAACUUGUUGAUUCCUGUUUUGAGCCCCUUCUUUCUAUCCCCUCCGUCUUCUGCGCUUGUUAACAUUUGGAGGAGGGGGGUGGGGGAUUUCUACUACAAUUUUUAUGUUGCACAUUGGCCACCAGAGACGCAUGAUGCCCAUUUUUGCACUUGCGGCACCGGGACAUUGGUCAUAACUUAGAACUUCAGAGCCAGUGUCUCACUUUUGGAAAACCUGCGUUCACUGGGCCGCUUUUUGCCAGUUGACCGUAAAGGGAUAGUUUCAAGAAAAGGGGGUUGGGGGGGGGUUGCCGGCGUCCAUCAGCCAGGAAGCGACCCACAGCUGCUUUUACUAUGCAAGAAUUUGUACAGGUCGUAGUUGCUAGCAGCUAAUAAAGAAGAAACACUAAAGUGCCAGAGAGAAUGUAGAGGGCGGAGCGUCUUUGUGUCACUUUUAACGAUCAUUCAGCUUAAAAGGAAAAAAAUAAAAUAAAAACCGAUUCAGCUGUGAAUCCACAAGAUGAAAAAACACUUCCAGAUGGGGCGCCCCCUGCUGCUCGUCAGUUGCCUUACACGGGUUGUGUCCCAUAACGGUACCUGUGCUAAAUUUAUUUUUAUUUAAAACAAUAUUGGAAUCUAUUUGCAAAUGUAUAUUUACACCAUAGAAUACAUUAAUCCUAGUUACCAUUGAUCUAUUUUUGUGCUGUACAAAGAGUGUAAUAUAGGAAAGUUCUAACGCGGAGCAGCGUGCACCGAUGACGUCAUCGUCUUCAUUAUGAUCAUCUUCAGGGUCACUCUGGUGUCACAUUUGCCGCCUCACGGUUUUUUUCUUGUUAAUCAGCCAUGUUUUUAUCACAUGAAAACGUUUUGAAUAAAAUUAUUCCUAUUGGGGAAAAGGGUA